UCUUAUAAUGGCUUUUUAAGCUUCAAUAUAGAAAGCCGUGGGAACUCUCACUUUCCUGAUAAACUUUUACAGAGGUAUCCUCUCAUCAUUCUUCAAGGAAAUCAAAGAAUUGUGUUAGUUCACAGCCAUGGCAUAGUGCAUCCUCAUACAAAUUAUAGAGUGAGAUUGCAUGAGGAUGAAUGGAGAAUGUUUGAUAAUCCUCUUUUACCAGUAACCAAAAGUGUUCUAAUGGUUGCUUUGCAAAAUCUGCAGUAUAUGCUUAUCAGAGGUACAGAUGGUCCUGAUGUGAAAUAUGCUAGAUUGCAUAAUGUCUCAAUGGAUAUUGCAUCAUCAACAUAUACUUCAUUAGCUGAAGGUGUAGAAAUGUGCCGGUGUCCUCGACAGUACAUUGGAACUUCAUGUCAGGAUCCUGCACCAGGAUAUUAUCGAAAACGAAAGCCAAAUUAUCUAAAUAGUAAAGAUGUGGUGGAUUUAGUUGGAUGGGCUGAACCUUGCGCUUGUAAUAAUCAUACAAAUCUGUGUGAUAAGGAAACUGGAAUUUGCAUAAAUUGUGGAGGUAAUACAAUGGGAGACCACUGUGAUCAAUGUAUUAAAGGAUAUUAUGGUGACCCAACAAGGGGUCCUUGCAGACCUUGUGCUUGUCCUCAUCCCACAAACAGUUUCAGUGAUACAUGUGUCCCAGAUGCUCUAGAUUAUAUCUGUAUAAACUGUCAAUCUGGUUAUACUGGUAGACACUGCGAAAAGUGUGAUAUUGGUUUUUAUGGAGACCUUUCUAGAGAAGAUGGAAAAUGUCUACCAUGUAACUGCAAUCCAUAUGGUUCAGUCCAUCGUGAAUGUGAUCUUAAAACAGGCCAGUGCCAAUGCAAUGAAGGAGUUGGAGGACGUGAUUGCACAAUUUGUAGUCCUGGUUUUAUUUUAACAGAAUAUGGAUGCAAAUCUUGUGAGGAUGAAUGCACUGGGAUACUUUUAAAAGAACUAUAUGAUAUGAAACUGAAGCUGGACAACACUAAUUUAACAGAUCUACCAAGGUUACCUUGGGGCUAUCUGAAUAUAAUUUUAAGUGAAGAACAAAGAUUAAGGCUUCUUGUGGACGAUUAUCAAAGAAAUGUUACAAAAGGAAAAGAUCUUGUUGAUAAAUUUACCUUUUAUUUGGACCUCGAAGCUAAAGCUGAUGUACUUCUAAUAAAAGCAAAGGAAUAUAUAACAAAAGCCAAUUCUGUUUCUGUGGAUGCAAAAGAUACCUUGAAUGAAGCUGAGAAAUUGCUUGCAGAACUUCAUAAAAUAAAGCAAAGUAUUAAAGAACUAGUGGCUGAAUUAGAAUCACAACCAACAGGACAAAGGAUUUCUGUUGAAAGGACAUUGUAUGAAGCAGAAAGAAUCCUUCAGGAAAUUAAAGCUAGAAAUUUUAAUCCUGAUAAAGAUGAUGCUGAACGAGAAUUAAGGAAAGCUCAAAAUUUGCUGAACAAUUUAAAGAAAUUGACUUUGGAUCAUGGUCAUGUGGAUGACCUGAAACAAAAAAUUGCUGAAUUGGACACAGCAUUAGCUGAUUUAGUUAUCAAAAUUGAUGAAAAGGUCAGGAAACCUUCAGAACGAGCCCUUGAAAUUUCACGAGCAGGAAAAGCUCGAGAGAAAGCAGUCCGAGGAAUAGUUGAUGAAAUCAGUGGCUACAUUGAUUCUUCUAACAUGACUCUAAAAGAAGCUGAUGAUCUCCUUUCUAAAGCAAAAAGUGCAAUUAUUGAUGGUGCUGUGAAAUUUGAGUACCUUCCAAGGCUACUAAGAGAUCUUAGCAAUGCUACAGAUAGACUGGAUGAGCACAGAGGCAUUUUAACUCAUUUAAAUCCUUUAUACAAAGAAAAAUAUGUGAUUCCAGCUCAGAAACAUGCAGAUCAACUUGAAAGCCAAAGUGAACGUUUAGCAAAUUUAUUUUUAGCUACCAAAGAGCUGUCUCAAUUCCCUCUGCAGGCUGCAAAAGCCUAUCAAAACAUAGUUGAUGCAAUUCUUGCAGCCGAAUUAGCAGCACAAGAAGCAGAAACUGCUGCUGAAAGAGCAUAUCGACAGGCAUAUCCUGAAGUUGGAGAUGCUUUGACAGAACAAGCAGAUAAAGCCAGAGCAAAGAGUUUGCAGUUACUUGCAGAAGCUCAAAAGUUGAAUGAUGAAAAAGUUCCAGAACUGGAAGAGAAAAUGCAAAUGCGAAGAAAUGAACUUGAAGCCCUUUCUGAAGAUUUAGCAUUUGGAAAGAGAAACAAUGAUUUGAUUAAUCGAGAAUUAGAUGCUCUUCCAACAGGACUGAAGGACUUACUUGAGGACACUGCUAAUACUGCAAGAAUAGCUGAAGGUCAAGCUAAUGGAGCCAAAGCAAAAGUUGAUGAUACUUUACAAAGAUUAGAAAAUGAUCUCAUUCCAAAAUUUGAAUCUAUUCGAGCUGGUACUGUUGGUGGAUUAGAGAAUCUAACUCGCAUAAUCCAGCAAGCUCGGGAAGAUACUAGAGCAGCAACAAAAUUAGCAGACAAUGCAGAUGCAUCAGCUAGACGAGUCAGAAAGCAGCAUGAGUUGACAAAGCUUAAUUUGAAAGAGCUGAAAGAUAAGAUUUUAUUGGCACGGCAGAAAGCUUCUAGUAUUAAAGUUGGUUUGACAUCUGAUAGCGAAGGCAAAUGCAUUCGUUCUUAUGCAGCAGUUACUGAACCAUCUACAACAAAUAAUAUAAUACUGAACUAUGCUACAAAUUCUGACCAGACAGACAGUCUUUUAUUUUUUAUUGGAAGUGCAAAAGAGGAGGACUUCAUGGCAAUAGAAAUGGUUGAUAGGAAAAUCAGAUUUUUGUGGAAUGUUGGUGGUGGAACUCAAGUUAUCACCCAUGAGCAAAAAAUAGAAACAAAUGAUCAGCUCUUGAAAAAUGAACGGUGGUUUAAAAUUGAAGCAAACAGAAUUGGGAACAUAGGUACUUUAAGUGUAAAACGCACUCCAGAUGGACAAAAGCCUGAUCCUUUAGAAGUGUCUGGAGCAUCACCUGCAGGCUAUACAAAAAUGGAUUUAGAUAGUUCUUCAAAUUUUUUUGUUGGCGGUUUCCCAGAUAAUUUCCUGGCACCAAGUGAAGUACGUGCAUCAUCAUUUUCAGGUUGCCUCUAUGAAGUUCUUUUAGAUGGAAAGCCAGUAGGACUGUGGAAUUUUGUAUCCAGUAUAGGAUGUGAUGGCUGUAAAGAAGGAGCAACUGAGGAUAUUGAUAUUAGUGCAUAUGAAUUUCAAGGUGGACACAGCUAUGCUAUAGUACCACAGAUACCAUAUUACAAGAAAAGUGAUUUAUAUGCUAUUUUAAGUUUCAAGACCUUAAAUGAAGAUGGUUUAUUAUUCUUGUCGUGCAAUUACCAAAAAGGGCAUUUCAUAUCACUGGAAUUAAGAAAAGGUAAAGUUUUAUAUCAACUCAAAAUGAAUGGUAAAAUUCAUAUUCGUUUAGAAACAAAGAAGAAAUAUAACACUGGUCAAUGGAUUCGUGUUGAGGCAGCUAGAGAAAAGUUUGAAGGAGAAGAACUGACAGGUGGUGUUCCUCCAAAUUUCACUGAAGAAAGAUGGCCUGACAUAAAAUUUACGAAUUUUUUUGGCUGCAUGAAAGACCUGCAAAUUGACUCUACUCCCAUUGAUUUAUAUCGAAGUAGUUUCUAUGGCAUGAAUGUUGGUUGUUCGAAUAGGCCAAUGAAAGUUGCCACUUUCAAAGGAGCUGGUCACUUAGAGUUGAAUGGACAGACUCUUCUUGUAGAUUCUAGCAUUAGUUUCUCCUUUAUGACAAGACAACAAAACGCUCUUUUGAUGUUAUCCACAUAUGUUGGACAAGAAAAUGCUGAUCAAGAAUUAUUGCAGACAUAUUAUUCAAUAGCACUAAAAGAUGGUCGAAUUAUAGCAAUUAUUAAUAGUGGUGGAGGUGAAAUACUUAUGUCAUCGACUCGUGUUAUCAGCAGUGAUUCAUUUCAUACUGUAAAUAUCAUCAGGAAAAAUAGAAGAUUGGUAUUAAGGCUUGAUGAUGAUGAAGAAGCAGAUAUUCGUUUAUCCAAAGGUGCAAAAGAAGUAUCUAGUCCACAGAAAGGCGGUUUAUUUUUUGGUGGUGUAAAGAAAGGCAUAAAUGUUGGCAAUAUGGCAGCUAGUCAACAACCAUUUAUUGGAAUUAUUCAAGAUGCAGUUUUCAAUAAUAAAUUAUUGCGAUUUGAAAAUGCAGUAAGUCAUAGUGGAAUCGAGUUUGGAGUUCCUGAUAUGCAGAGUGUAUCCGAAGAAAUCUUGCAGCAGAUAGCCCCAUCUAUACCAGGAGAACUUUGCGCAUCAGACGUACAAUUUGAUGAUAAUGCUUUUAGCCAUCAAAGCAGAAAAUCUAUUCAAGUUCCACUGAACAAAAAAGAAAUAAUAAACAACCUCAAUAUAUCAUUAGACUUCAGGACUUUCUAUCCCGAUGGAAAUAUUAUUUCUUUAUCAAAUGAACAUAAAAAACUGCACUGUUCAAUAUUUUUAGAGAAAGGUCUAGUGAAAGUAGACUUUUUGAGGAAAAAAGACAAUAAAUUUGCAAAAAGUGAUAAAGAACUAACCAUAGGAAAAUGGCAUCAGGUUCAACUUGUGAAACAUGGAAAGAAUUUAUCAGUAUUUUUAGACAAGAGGAAAAGUAUAUCACUAAAUGUUCCAAAACGAUUGCCAUUCAAAAAACUAUACAUUGGAGGCAUUCCAACAGCUAGUAAGACUGAACAUGAGCUUCAAAAUGAUUUUAAAGGCUGUUUCCAAAAUCUUAUCAUGAAUGGAAAAAACAAAAAGCUUUCAAGUGAAAGUCCUUGCUUCAAAUAUGUUGAAUUUGGUACCUACUUUACGGGCACUGGUUAUAUUACACAAGAUGCUGCUUUUCAUUUGGGAAAACAAUUAAAUUUGGAUUUCCAGUUUCGAACAACUCAAAUGGAUGGAACUCUUUUCAGUAUUUUCCAAACAUUUAGUGGUAUAUGGUUUGAUCUAUGUUUACAAAAAGAUAUGAUCAUUGCAACUUUGUAUGGGCCUGAUAAUCUGAAAGUGCAACUUUAUCAAGAACUGAGAACUGAAAGCUCCUGUAAUUUUAAAUGGCAUAAAGUUAAAAUGUCAUUCAAGAAUCAUAACUUUAUUUUAAAAUUUGAUGAUUUCAAAGCUGUGGAACAGAAAGUGAACAUUCCAUCUGAUUUUAAUUUUGCUGAAAUUUAUAUUGGAGGAAAACCAGGAAAACUCCAUACUACUGAAUGUGUUAACAAUUAUUCGGGCUGUUUCAAAGGAAUCAGCAUCAAUGAUGAAAUCCUACAUAUAAAAAGUUCUGAAACUGAAGAAAAUAUUGUUCAGUACAUGUGCCCACAAUUAUAAAAUGUGAUAUAAAAUUUAUUUAUAACUAUUUAUUAACAAUUUUUAAAAAUAAAUGUAACAUUUUUGUACAUUCUAA
Messenger RNA from Stegodyphus dumicola, 5425 nucleotides. RefSeq names its product laminin subunit alpha lam-3-like. The record is from RefSeq and is a predicted model, not a curated record. Gene Ontology annotation, molecular function: signaling receptor binding. NCBI's taxonomy places the organism in Eukaryota, Metazoa, Arthropoda, Arachnida, Araneae, Eresidae. Gene Ontology annotation, biological process: regulation of cell adhesion; animal organ morphogenesis; regulation of cell migration.